AUGAGGCUCUCCUUCGUCUUCCUCCCACCACUACUACUCUCCCCGGUGCUCGCUACUGGUCCUAUUCCUGUCUCUCGAAGUGGUCUGGCCGGUAUCUCCGGUUUUACCUUCUACAACCCUUACUGCGGCCAUGGCUGUUUCCGCUCCUUCUCGCCUUACACACUAUCCUGCUCCGCCGAUGUUAGUCCCGGAGGCCAUACCACUGCCGCCGACGCAGCGCAUAAUCUGGCCGUAUGCCGGGCUUCCAAUUUCCCCUACUUGAGCAGUAUCGCUUGGUGCAUGCACCUGUAUUGUCCGGAUAGCGUGCAAGCCUCGACUAUUGAGAAGUUCUGGGAGACACAGAUUACGGGAGAUGUAAAAGUUGUUCCGAAAUGGAGCUAUGGAGAGGUUCUGGCAAAUGUCACUGAGCCGACUAUGAUGGCAGGAUCGAUGGACAUGGGUAUGGAGUCAAACAACGAGUUAAACAUGACGAUGCUGACGACGUAUGAAACCUGGGAGGCAACCUGGGAGACUUUGUACUACUUUUUCCGCGAGACAGCUCUGGAAUCAUACUAUGGACUAUCUCUUUGUCUCGCCGCCUUUGCCCUACCUAUUGUAUUGACAUGGCUGCGCUACCCUCCCCAUCUAGCCACCGUGCUGGCACGACUGAAACCCUACCUCUCUCGCAGCCUCAUCGGCACCUACCACAACCGACCUCUCCCCUUCCUUAUCGGAAACGUGCCUACAGUCGGCCAGACCUUCUACAUCACGACACUCUUUAUUCUCAACAUCGUCUUCCUGACAACCGGCUACAAAACGCUCUGGCCCCAACGCAAGAUGCAAUGGUACGAGAAUCGCUAUCAAGAACUCCUAGCCUACUUCAUGUGGCGUACCGGCGUCCUCGCCUUCGCACACAUGCCCGUCCUCUUCCUUUUCUCGAGCAGGAACAAUGUCUUGCUGUGGCUGACAAACUGGUCGCACUCGACAUACCUCUUACUGCAUCGGUGGAUCGCUCGAUUCUUCCUCUUGCAGACGCUGCUUCAUUCAAUCAUUGCGCUGGUCUUGUACCAGAAUACCGGAGCCUAUGCCACGUCCUUGCCAUUGCUGUGGUGGAUCUGGGGCUGCGUUGCCACUAUCGCGGCCGUCAUCAUCGUGCUCACCAGCGUGCUAGUUAUGCGUCAGCGAGCGUACGAGCUCUUCCUUGUCACACACAUUGUCAUGGCUGUUAUUUGUGUGGUAGGAUGUUGGUACCAUGUCUGGUUCGGAUACGAGAAUUGCUUCGGCUACGAGAGCUGGCUGUACGCUACGAUCGCCGUAUGGUUCUCCGAUCGGCUCGCGAGAGUGGCGCGCGUCUUGCAUAUAGGUUUGAGACGUGCUGAUGUGAGUGAUGUCGGAUCUACGAUCGUCCGCGUAGAUAUCCCAGGCAUCCGCUGGUCCGCGCCAGGAACAUGUGUUUACGUGUAUUUUCCGACGCUCCACCCUCUACGACCGUGGGAGAAUCAUCCUUUCUCCGUCAUUCCAACCGCGAUGCUCCACAGGCCACCUUCAACAGGCCAACCUCGCUCGGAGUCAAUGGAUGUAGAGAAACAGCCCAGCUUGAAAAUCAGUGGCUCCCCUACAUCGAAUGCUGUCUCCUACACCAAUUCAGGUCUCACACUAUUCAUCCGAAAGAGUACAGGGAUGACCAAGGCUCUCAAAGAGCACAAAACACUCCUCACGCUCAUAGAAGGCCCGUAUCCCACCCAUCCCACCGUCUCAGCCCUAAGAAGCGACCGGCUGCUUCUGAUUGGAGGCGGAAUAGGCAUCACAGGUCUUCUUCCCUUCCUUCAAUGUCACCCAAACACACAACUCUUCUACACAGUGAAGACAGCAGAUCAGGGUUUGUUAGAUCAUCUAAAUACCUUGCUAGACCAGCAUCCAGAAAAGGAGAUUCGCGUUGGGGAAAGGCUGGACGUCGAAGCUUUGUUGCGGCUUGAGGCUGACAAAGGUUAUAAGAAGAUUGCGGUCAUAGUUUGUGGGCCGGUGGGCAUGUGUGAUGAUGUUAGAGGUGUUGUGGCGAGGAUUGGGAUGGAGAAAGUUGGGGUUUGUGAGAUCGAAGCGGAGGUUAGUGUGUUCUCAUGGUGA
Molecule: messenger RNA, 2103 nt
Organism: Didymosphaeria variabile
Lineage: Eukaryota; Fungi; Ascomycota; Dothideomycetes; Pleosporales; Didymosphaeriaceae
Exons: 2
Coding region: 1-2103 (700 amino acids)
Biological process (GO): copper ion import; intracellular iron ion homeostasis; iron ion transport
Cellular component (GO): plasma membrane
Molecular function (GO): ferric-chelate reductase activity
Source: RefSeq, a predicted model, not a curated record